AUGCAAAAGAAACCUUCAGACGUCAACACGAUACCCAACAUCGCCGACAGGGGUCUCUUUGAAGGCAGAGGUUUCACUUCCCGCGGUUCCGUUGGUUCCAUCGCCUUCUCAUCAUCAACCGGGCUGCUCUCGAAUGUGCCGUAUUCUCUGCCGACGGCCAGCAACGUCUUUGGCAUCGGUUCCGAGCACCCUUUUGCCAACUACUGGACAUGUGAAGGGGGCUUGCCAGAGGUCAUCUCUGUGCUGCCGGAUAAGAUCCAGGCAGACAUUCUGCUGGCCCAGUAUUUUGAGUGUGUCGACCCGGUGUACCCCAUGAUCCACCGGCAGACAUUCUACGCGGACUACGAGCACUUUUGGAGUUUGGGCAAUGACGAGAAGAACCGCGUGGACGCCGCCUUCAUUGGGCUCAUCUUUGUGAUGCUGGCUCUGGGGACGCAGUUUGUGACGUCUACGUCGCCGAGAGAUGGGAAGCAAACGGCCGAGUUUUAUGCGUCGGCCAGCAACCAGGCGUUACGGAUGUUUUCCUAUCUGAGCGCUGCUUCAUUACGGUCCAUCCAGGCCAUGGUCUUGUAA
Colletotrichum chrysophilum is the source of this 573-nucleotide messenger RNA. RefSeq lists its product as uncharacterized. Gene Ontology annotation, biological process: DNA-templated transcription. Gene Ontology annotation, molecular function: DNA binding; zinc ion binding. The record is from RefSeq and is a predicted model, not a curated record. Lineage: Eukaryota; Fungi; Ascomycota; Sordariomycetes; Glomerellales; Glomerellaceae. Bases 1 to 573 code for a protein of 190 amino acids. Gene Ontology annotation, cellular component: nucleus. The transcript has 2 exons.